This is a messenger RNA of Drosophila albomicans, 707 nucleotides long. RefSeq lists its product as uncharacterized. The transcript has a single exon. Lineage: Eukaryota; Metazoa; Arthropoda; Insecta; Diptera; Drosophilidae. Bases 1 to 690 code for a protein of 229 amino acids. The record is from RefSeq and is a predicted model, not a curated record.
AUGGGCCGAAAAAUCAAUGGAAGAAAUUGUUUUGUCUCGCGUACGCCGUCGUUUGUUCGCUCUGAAGCACGGCGUAAUACGAAAUUACUUCCUCGACAAUACUCUGGUACUGAUAUCAGCCAAUGCUCUAUACAGGAUUCAGAUUCAAGUAGCGUCUCUCAUCCGCCCUCGUAUAUUCGCCCUGAAGCACGGCGUUUUCCGAAUUUACCUCCUCGACAAUACUCCGGUACUGAUAUCAGCCGAUGUUGCCCACAAGAUUCGGUUUUAAGUUGCUGUUGUCCUCCACGUCCAAAAAGGAAUUGCAAUCGUGGAAGACCUCGUCAAACCCGAUGUGAGAGGCCUUUCGCACCUGCGGCUCAAUGCGUCACAGAGCCCAUUGAGGAGUGUGAUGAUCAAUAUAUUUGUAACAGCCAACCCUGUACAAGCAAUCCCAUGGCUAAUUUUGAUUUGGAUCGAUUCGAUCGCGAUACUUGCCCGGGUGGCAGCGGAUAUGGACGUCGACGAAAUGUCACCAUACGGACAUGCGUUGACUACGACUAUGAGCCCGGUUGCCAACCUACGCCAUCACGUGGAUGUUCAGUUCGUCCUUCAACUGUAUGUCGAAGGCCUGAACCUCCAUCCUGCGAUACGUCUGAAUAUGAAGAUGAAGAAUGCACCGAAUAUGUUCCAUGCCCUUAUCGUCGUUGUUAGCCAACAUCAUUUUAAAG